Molecule: messenger RNA, 6250 nt
Organism: Epinephelus moara (kelp grouper)
Lineage: Eukaryota; Metazoa; Chordata; Actinopteri; Perciformes; Serranidae
Exons: 4
Coding region: 1468-2784 (438 amino acids)
Source: RefSeq, a predicted model, not a curated record
UAUAAGUUUAGCAAUUAAAAACUGAAUGUAAAUAUUAGGGAUGCACAAUAGUUACAGCACAUCAUAGGUAUCGGCUGAUAUCAGCUUUAAUCAGAACCAGCCAACAUGCUUUUGCUUAUUUACACAAUGAAAGAAAAGUAUUUCAUGUCUCCAUCUGCUGCUGGGCCGUCAUGAUGAGAGGAUGUAUGUGUAUGUAUAUAUGAGACUUGAUGAUCACUAAAAUUAGGUGCGAAAAUAGUUAUAUAUCAGUAUCAGUUAUCGGUCAAAUGAGUCGUUACAUAUCAGCAUAUCGGAUAUCGGCAAAAAAAAUCCAAUAUUGUGCAUCCCUGGUAAUUAUGAUAGUUUUCAGGCUUUAUAGCUGAUGACUUGUUUUACUUUUUUUUUUUUUACUGUGAUAAUUUUAAUUUUCUUCAGUUCUUAUGUCAUUACUAACUAACUGUUCAUUCAGUCACAUAAAUCAGCUGCUGCACCUUUUUGUUUCCACACUCACUGACCUGUUUCAGAUGGUUCCCUUCACGCUGUCCUUCAAACUGCUACUGAGUUGUUUAAAUCAGUUUGAUGAGUCAUUAAUCUGGCAUCAACUUUUAUUACAGUCAUCAUAUUGUAAUCAGAUAAACCAGCAGUGAAGCAAUGUGGUUUGAACAUAACAGGAUUAUAGAGAGGUUUAGCUUUUGUUUUUUAAUAUAAAGUGUGAGUGUGUUCAGUGUGACAGUCGUAUUUACUAAAGAAAGAACUCUUUGAAAACGUUUAUAUCAUAUUCAGUUAUGAAAAAAUAUGUUUUUUCUCAGACAAACACUCAAAUCCUUCCAGAUUUGAAAUGGACGUUUGACAAACAAAUAAAAAUCUCAACUCAAGGUCAUCUUAGUUUUGUCAGAGGUUCCUUUUACUGCUGUCUCCAUGACGACUGGCAUGUGCUGAUGAAGACCUUGAGAUGUGGUUGAAAGAACUUGAAACAGUGAGAUGACCUUGAGUUCAGUUUGUUUUUUUUAGUUUGACUUGUUGGUUUAUUAAUAUUUAAUUUUUCAUCCAAAUACAUUUCACAAUAAUUUUAAAUUAUGUGAAAACUGCAAAGUUAUUCUGACUACACACAGAAUAAAAAACAAAAUAUUUUAUAAUCAUUAUAAACACAAUAAAAAGGAAUCCCUUAUCAGUUUACUGUGAUAUGAUUAAAAAGAACUUUUAUUUGGUCCAACACUGUGUCAGUUGUUUCUUCCCCUGCCACGUGAUAUAAUUAUAUGAAUACACAUUAUAAAUAUCUGGACUGAGCCAGACAUGCGAGCAGCUAUCAGCAGGUCCACAGAUUACUGAUGCUGAUCGAUAAGAGUCACUUUGAGCUCUGCUUCCAGUCGAAGGUCUCGUCCUUCGCAACAGCUCAGCAGAUCUCUAUCAGAGUUACACAUUAAACUGGGAGGGAGCUGCAGGUGUGUCGACAGACAGGUGAAGCCUCACGCUCAGUUCAGUGUGAAGAUGAAGAUGAGGCUGGAGCUCCUUCUGGUUGUCACAGCAGUGAUCUGCGCUGCCGGCAAACCUCUGAGCAAGGCAGCGCAGAGAAACAAGCUGCUGCUCAUCUCCUUCGAUGGCUUCAGGUGGGACUACGACCAGGACGUGGACACGCCGCACCUGGACCAGCUGGUGGAGGACGGGGUCAAGGCCAAAUACAUCACCCCGCCAAUGCUGACCAUGACCUCCCCGUCCCACUUCACCACCAUCACCGGCAGGUGGGUGGAGGAUCAUGAAGUCGUCCACAACAUGAUGUUCAACACGACAACGAACCAAAAAGUUCCUCACAAAAAGACCAUGAAAACAUCGGAGUGGUGGGAUAACGGAGUGCUGCCGUUAUGGAUCACAGCUCAGAACCAGGGUCUGAAAACUGCCUCCUUCUACUACCCCGGGGGCGGGGUAAGCUACCGCGGCCAGGCAGUAAACCGAGCGCUGGUGGAGGAGUCUGGUCAACCAGACGACAAUGAGACCGAGUGGCGUGACAACAUUGACAAGGUGAUGAGCUGGUUCUCUGAGGAGGACUUCGACCUGGUGACGCUGUACUACGGUGAGCCGGACAACGUGGGCCACGCCAAGGGGCCGGACCACCCAGACAGGAAGAAGAUCAUCCAGCAGAUCGACCGUACCAUCGGCUACCUGAGGGAGGCCAUCAGUCGCCAUCACCUCAACGACAGCCUGAACGUCAUCAUCACCUCCGACCAUGGCAUGACCACCGUCAAAAAGCGGCCACAGGUGGAUGAGAUCAUCCUCAACAAGUACCUGAAUUUAAUCAAGCUCGCUAGCUUUGAGAUCUUGGACUACGGUGGGUUCGGCAUCCUGACGCCGCGUCCAGGGAAGGAGCAGGAGGUGUUUGACGCCCUGUCCAAAGCGCCCAAUCUGACGGUCUACAAGAAAAAUGAGAUGCCUGAGAGCUUCCAUCUCGCCAAAAGUAAACGGCUGCCUCCCAUCGUGGUCGUCGCAGAUCUGGGAUUCAACCUGAACUCUAGAUUCAUCGUCUACGUCAACAAAGGUGACCACGGCUUCCACAGCGGGGAGAUGGACAUGAAGAUGAUCUUCAGGGCCUUUGGACCCGACUUCAAGAAGAACUUCCUGUCUGAGCCGUUUGACAGCAUCCACAUCUACCCUUUGAUGUGUAAAGUGCUGCAGAUCCAACCGGCGCCACACAACGGGUCUGUGACUGUGACAGAGAAGAUGCUGCUGCACAGCGGUGAGUCUGACGAGGUCAAAAUCACAGGUCAUUUCCUUUUUUGUUUGUUUUUAACUUUUUUUUUUUUUUUUUUUUAACUAAUGAUCUUUUUACUAAUCUCUUGCUAUUUCUUCUUUCGCUGCUCGAUGCUUUCUUCCCAUGUGCUUGAAAGAAACCAAGCUAAUUUGCUCAGGUUUCCAAGGGUUAAGGAGAGAGUUUGGGGAACACUCUUCUCGCGCUACAUUUCACAGGGAAACACUGGACUUCUAAUUCCACUAAAAUCACUGAUGUUCAACAGCUCUGACAUCUUGUCACCGGCAUAUUGUUAAAAACAAAUCAUCUAAUGAGCAGCAGGAACUUUAUAGAAUGAAAUAAAUUAAUUCUCUGAUAUGUAAUGUGGCUGUAAAACCUGUGGUGUUUGUUUAAAGGAAGUUAUGUUUAAAUUUGAUAGGAAGCAGGCAGCAGAGAUCACAGCUGUAGAGAUUGUAUCAGGAGAAACUUCAUGGAUGUCAUGGAAAACUUUGUAAAACUUAAUGGGAGCUACAGUUUGUUUUUGUGUGCCAACAAAUAAUUCUGGAUCCCUCACAGUUUACCUGUCAGGUAAGGAGGGGGGUGGAGGACGCUCCAGCUGCUCUGAUGAAUACAGAGACAUUUGGAGGGAAAUAUGAAUCAUGCACGUUUGUUUUUAAUUGAUUUCCCUUCUGCUUAUAAUCAUGUCCAGCCUCAUGUUUCAGCUCACAGAGUUUUAUCUAAUUAUAAUUUGGAUUUUAGUUCACUGACUUUUUCACAAACAGGUCUCAGAGGGUCCAGGUUAAUGGGACACUGUCCAGUACCUGUUUGUCCCCUACUGGAGCCCCUCAGGGAUGUGUUCUUGCUCCUCUUUUAUUCUGUUUAUACACAAAUGAAUGUCGGACUAAUCACACAUUGAGAUUUGUCCUUAAGUACACAAAUGACUCUACUCUUGUACGUCGUCUUCAUGGAUCAGAAUAUGAUCAUGACCAGUACUGGAUGAAUUUGUUAACUGGUCUGACCAGUCUUUCCUCCACAGUGAGAUGUUUAUUGAUUUUCGGAGGAGGCCCUGCCUUCCUGCUCCCUGUGUGAUGAAGGGGAGCCGGUGUAGCAGUACAAGUAUCUGGGCACUGUUUUAGAUGACAAGUUGAAUUUUGACGUGACAACAUCUGUUAGAAGGCAAACCAACACCUGUUCUGUUUCAGGAAGCUGCUAAGUUUCGAUGUAGAAAGGACAAUCAUGAGUCCGUUCUUUCUUUAACGCAGUCUGUUCGUUUGGUAAUCUGAGCCAAGUUGUGCUGCAAGAUCAGUGGUGUUACUUUUACUAACCUCCAGCAUCUGUAUGAAGAGACGGUCACCUCUAAAGCUUGGUCGAUUGUCUCAGAGCCUUAACAUCCCCUCCAUGUUUCAGAUGUUUCCAUCAGGGCGGAGGUUCAGCCUCCCUAAAUGUAGAAAGCAUUACAGAUCGUCUUUUGUUCCGCCUGCUAUCGCUUAUCUUAACCAGCAGUAACCACUAAUUGUCCAUGAUUUCCCGCUGACAGUGUGUGACACCUCACCUCACCUCACCUCACCUCACCUUUAAUAAAUGGUUCAAACUGUAAAGGGUUUAAAUGAUAACAUCCGGUCUGUAGUCGUUAUUCAUUUAUCUUUGAGUGACUGCAGCAAACUCCAGGAACACAUCUUACAUCGUUCUAUCAGUAACACUCACAAGUACUAUGAAUCUAUCAGAGUAUUUGAUGUGGUUUCUCUUUGUGUUCAGGUGGAUCUCGGAGAGCUCGACUGUCUGCGGCUCUGCUGCUGUCGACGCUGCUCCUCAUCUUCACGGUGCUCUAACAGAUCCAGGAUCAGCUUCCAUCACUUCAUCUGAAGGUUUAAACCUUGUCAACAUCACCGUUCUCCAUCUUCAUCACAUCCUGUCUCAGUGAACUAUUACUGUCUGUGUAAUAUUUAACUAACUUAUGAUCGUGUGCCUUUUUAUUUUAUUUUGCAACAUGUGAUUGACGUGUUUGUACUGAUGAAGCAGAUGCAUGAUGAUCGUCAGCUGUUGGUGUCGGCUUUGUGCAGAUUUAUAGAUAAAUUCUAAGACUGACGGUGUUUAAGUAAAAGAUGUGAAGACUUGUUCCACCACUGAAAACAGUUUGGACACACUGACACAGAGCUUUCAUCACAUGACUACAAUGAUGAUGUCCGAAGAUUCCAGCACCAUCGUUGUUCCAGGAAGCAUUCUGUUGGAUUUAUGUAGAAUUACAUAGAAUAUUUAUGUAAACAUGAUGAGUGAAGCCAAUUAAAAAUAUUAUUCUGUCCUGUUUCUUCUUGUGUUUUCUAUCAUGUCCACGGAGACGAGGAAGAUUAGCCUAUUAGUGAACACACCAAAGGGAGAUUACUGUAGUGCACGUUACUACUAGAGAUGAUACACCGUCUCAUGGUGGUCACUUCCUGUGAACCAGCAGGUUUUUACAACGUUACAGAACGGAGCAUUGACAGUAGCAGCCUGUUUAAUUCGUCUUGGCGCAAAUCUUUGGUCUGAACUGGACUUCAGAAUGUCGUAAGCAAAAUUCGGAUUCUAACGUUUUUUCUGCUCCAAGCGGACGACAGCUCGUUAUUGACCUCAUGUUGUUAAUUUCUCCCUGAUUUCAGAUCCUGCUGGAACACGUCCGGCUCUUUUUAGAAGCUGUUAUUGGUGAUUUUUCACAGGAGAAAGUGUUGCUGUUCUCUGCUAUAUUUGAUCCCCGGCUACAAAGACGGCGCAGAGACGCUGAGAUAUGGCUGACCAGGAAACGCUGACGAACCAGAGCAGAAUGGGCUUUUUUGGGAGAAGGGUCUCAAAGAGACAGGCGUGUAACAGCUGUAUGUGUUCUGUGCUGCUGUCCCUUUUCCCUCAAGUGUAGAUCUGCCCAGGUGUGCUGCAUUACUUAAUGAGGUGCAUUGCACCCGGCAUGGAGGAGGUGCGUCUGCGGUUCGUCUCAGUCAGAGAGUAGAUAGAGGUGUUCCAGCACAGACAGGACGAGGAAAAUAAAGUUUUUUGUACCUUUAAAACACAUAAACAUGUUCUAGUAGAAACCCCAAAAUACAAGUAUAAACCUGAACAUGAGCAGAACAGGUCGUCUUUAAUUAAAUUAUAUUCAGUCCCAAAGUGUUUCUCUGACAGGAAGUUCUCACUGUGUCAAUGACCUGAAUUCAGAUUUUUAUGUGUCAUUAAAGUGUCAGAUCUAAUCGUCGUCACCAAACUGAUUUUAUUUAAACUUUAAGAAGAAACAAGAAACAAUGACGACAGCGGCUGUGACAUCAUCCAGUUGGCCACUGCAGGCAACAAGGUGAGGCACAACAGUGAUCAUGCACACACACUCUCACACACUCGCAUACAUAUACAUAGAAACUCACUCAUACAUACACACACACACACACACACACACACACACACACAUAUAUAUAAAACUUAAAUCAGCAUGACGGAUUAAAUAAAAACCUGUCGGAGGUGAACCGCUGCUUCAUAAAAGCAGAAACAGAAAAUUUAAAACCAUAAAAUUAAACUCAUCAGUCUGGAAAAAAAAAUAAA